ACGAUUAGCAGCUGCACAGUCAACAAGAAAAGAUGGCUACUACCCCGCGUGAACGAAGUUCUGCUGGCUGGCCCAGAGGAAGGUCUGUUUCAGACUCUAGCAAUCACAAAAGUACAGCUGGUGUGCAUCGUGAAAGGACAGCAAUAUUAUAUCCUUUGACAAACUACACAUUUGGCACCAAAGAGCCCCUGUAUGAGAAAGAUUCCAGUGUACCAGCCAGGUUCCAACGGAUGAAAGAUGAAUUCCAGAAGAUGGGCACAAGGCGGUCUGUAGAGGGAGUCCUCAUCGUUCAUGAACAUGAUCUUCCUCAUGUUUUAUUGCUGCAGUUGGGCACAACAUUCUUCAAAUUGCCUGGUGGAGAACUCAAAGCUGGAGAAGACGAGAUGGACGGUCUCAAGAGACUCAUGACAGAAAUUCUUGGAAGACAAGAUGGUGUCCAGCAAGACUGGAUGGUAGAAGAUAUCAUUGCAAACUGGUACAGACCUAACUUUGAACCUCCUCAGUAUCCUUACAUUCCAGCUCAUAUAACAAAGCCAAAGGAACAUAAAAAACUGUACUUUGUACAACUAGCGGAAAAGGCCCUAUUUGCUGUUCCAAGGAAUUACAAGCUGGUAGCUGCGCCUCUCUUUGAACUCUACGACAAUUCACCAGGAUAUGGCCCUGUCAUAUCCAGCUUACCGCAGCUACUUAGCAGAUUCAACUUCAUUUACCAGUAAUCAAGCAAUCAAGAUAUUCUGUAGAUGUCGGCAUGUAAGCUAGCUAGCUAGCAGCUUUGAUCCACAAAAGACUGCUUUUUAAUCUCACUUUUGUAAAUAUAGUCUGUAGGAGCAUGGAAGCGCAAUACAGAUCUUGAACCUUGUGUCUCAAAAAUUUGAGCGGACAAUUUUUAACAGCAAAUUCAGUAUCAAGGAGACAAAUGAUAUCUGUGGUCAACAAUUGUCACUUUCUUCCAUCCUAGCGUAUGCAUUGUUUAGUCAGUUGAGGAAUUCAACCAAACAUUUGUGUUGAUACUGUCAUUCAGAUUGUACAAGUUGUAUCUCUGUAGAUGAAAUAAUUUUUUGAAAAGAACAGCUUUGCUCGACUUUGCCAGGUUCAAUGUUUCAUGUGCACUUUGUGAAAAUAAAGUUUUUUUUGUUCACAAUAUGAAAUGUACAGGAAUACCAUUUUGGGAGAUUAUCCAAGGCAGUUCUGAUCAAUCUAGAUGCUGAAUCUUAAUUAUUUCACUAUGAAACUCCGCUGAUUUACAAUUAUGACAUUAUUAACGUGACAUACAAACAAUUAUGAAAAUGCAUAUUUUUGUCUCGUGUUUACGGAAACUUUAGAUAGAGGCAUUGAUUUCUAAUCAUCCUCAAACUACACCCGCACCAUGCCCCAUAUCCAUAUGUAAAUAGUACUUUGUUUAUGUAAAUAUCUUGAUCGUUUUGUAAGUUUUGUACGAUAGGUUCCUCACCUGUUGCUGAAUGUAAGUGUACUGAAUGCCAUUCUCGCGAUCUGAUUAUUGUUUAAUAGGAAUAAGUAUGUUGACUGCACAGUGUUCACUAUCAACAUUUAAACAUAAUGCAAGGGAUUUUAUUCUUUAGUGCUUGUAUUCUACUCAAACUUAAACUUAACGCCAAGCCUAAGCUUUUGUUCCGAAUUGGGUUUUAGAAUUGAAGUUAGGCUGAGAUCUAAGUUUUCCUUUGUUAAACGUGAUCUUAGAUCCAGCUUUGGGAUUUAUUAAAUUAUAUGAAGUAGAAAAACUGACCUCGUUGUGAAAGGAAUCAGAUGUGUUUUGUGUUUGUUUCACAUAUUUAGAACACGUGAUGUAUUCUCUUAUUUUUAAGUUUUUUAUUCAAACUGAUGAUUAUUAUAAACAGGAUACAUUUAUCCCAAUCGUACUGAUGUUAAGGCUAAUGGAUUCAGCGAUGUGAUCAUGCGCUGUUUAUGUUCUCACGCAUGUAACAAGUUGUGCACCAUCAUCUGUUGUUAGAUGUACUCGUAUGCAUGUCUAUUUUAAUGCACAACAAAGGUUAACGUGAUAUGAUGGCAGGGAAAUAAGUUAUAUAGAGCUCAUUUUCUACAUUUUAUGUCAGUUGAGUGUAUACAUGUAAGUUGCUUGAGUAAUCUGGUUGUCAUCCGAGAUAUAGAAUUGUCAUGAUCUCUGUAUCUCUAUAUUCCGCAUGUAUCAUUUGAAUGGAGCUCAAUCCAGUGAUGGCAAACACGUAGGUACUGUGCAAGAGCAAUUGAAAAGCUGAUAAUGUACACAAAGCAAAGAGAAAAAAAUUACUUGUAUCCUCAAUUUACAACAUCUUUUCACAACAUCUUUUUGUUAAAUAGAGUACUUUUUAAAUUUUCUAUUAUAUAAUAUAAUAAUACUCUGUUCUGGAAUGUGAUAUAACAUCUCUUUAUGCUUCCAAAGACUCUUGGGAUAUUGUUACCCAGCUUUAGCUCUGGCAACCAUAGUUCUUGAUGUAUUCAAGGAAUGAAUCCUACCAGGUACCCACUUUCUACCCCUGGGUCGAGAGUGGCAAAUGUAGAUUAAUGUUUUGCCAAAGGACAUAAGUGCUGCAGCCAGGAAUUCGGAUCUUGUGGUUCACAGGCCGGAGACUAGUCUACUAAUCCACAACACCUCAAUAUCAAAAACCACAUUAUGAAUCCUUGAUGUUGGUCACAAAUCACACCAUGUUUGAUUAGACUUUGGACAUCCUAAGAAAUGUCAUACACUUUGAUUCUUGAACUAUACCAGCACAAGAAUUAAAGAAGAUCGUAAUACACGACGGUCUUGUUAAAGUAAACAUAUGUACAAUGAAAUCAAUUGAUGGGAAGGUAGUUUGUAUAUCAUUUUGUAAUUUAAUGGAAUAAGGUGGUAUUAUUACCUAAUUGAUGGUGCAUAUAACGGAUGGACACUCAUUAAGCCACUUAUGUGUUUUAUCGUUAUAUUGUCGAGGUUUACCUUUUUAUGAUAAAUCUUGGAUGCAGAAGAACAUAAUGUACUUUUGUACAAAUUUCACGGUUUGUAGACCAAGCAUCAUUGAAUUGUGUUAGUCUGCAUUUUAUGUCAUGUGCAUCAUGUUAUUAAAAUAUUGCUAAAAAAUCAUUGCCAUGAA
Messenger RNA from Strongylocentrotus purpuratus (purple sea urchin), 3086 nucleotides. RefSeq names its product cleavage and polyadenylation specificity factor subunit 5-like. The record is from RefSeq and is a predicted model, not a curated record. Gene Ontology annotation, molecular function: mRNA binding. NCBI's taxonomy places the organism in Eukaryota, Metazoa, Echinodermata, Echinoidea, Camarodonta, Strongylocentrotidae. Gene Ontology annotation, cellular component: mRNA cleavage factor complex. The transcript is spliced from 7 exons. Bases 33 to 716 code for a protein of 227 amino acids.